Messenger RNA from Trichomonas vaginalis G3, 386 nucleotides. RefSeq names its product organellar and viral DNA polymerase type B. The record is from RefSeq and is a predicted model, not a curated record. Lineage: Eukaryota; Parabasalia; Trichomonadida; Trichomonadidae. The transcript has a single exon. The annotation marks the transcript as partial.
AUGUAUCGGAAGUUGUCUAAGUUAGAACACUCGGAAAUAAAACAACUUCUUACAGAAGCUAAUAUAGAUGUUGCAAAGCAUUACGCAACAAACAAAAAAGCACUCGCUGACAUCCUCAAUGACUAUAAUGGUGCAAUAAGUUAUGAUAGAAUUCAUGAGUUCAUAAAGCCGCAACGCGGCGAGGACGAAGUCCAUGCAAGAGCAUUUCCUUUAAAUGACGUUGCUAUUGACUUAUAUCAUAGACGUUCAGUACCUCAUGAAGUAAGAAGAGAAAUGUUUGACAUAACAAAUGCAAACGUUGGUGAAACAAGAAGAAGAGACGACACACUGAAACAACAGAGAAGAGAGAUGUUUAAAAGUGCUAUAGAACAAGUUCGCAAAGCUAA